CACAUCGAGGCCCGCGGCCAAUCAGGGCGCGCUUGUGAUUUCCAUGGCAGCCGCAGCCGCGCGGCUGACGGGAGGUGGCGGCGGGCGAGGAGCCGGGUCCGGUGGCGGCCGCUCCGCACUGCGAUGGUGCCCGAGGGGAGCCGCGGCGGCGACGGUGGCGGCGGGGCGGCAGCAGCGGUGCCGCUGCUGCGCGGCUCCAGCCCGGCCCUGGCAGCGGCAGGCGCGGCGCCGAGGCGGCAGCAGCCCAGUGCUACAUUUGAUCUCAGAGGAGGAAGACUUGCUGUCAUACCAGCAAAAAUGCAGAUUGAUCUAGAUGAAGUAGAAGAGAUUAAAAGAAACUACAAGCUUACCAGCACUGCUUAAAAGGAAUCCAAACCUUCUUGUCUGAAGACCUUGAUUUAUUUUGGAUUAGGAUCCCCAUGGCAUUGGAACUAGAAGAUAAUCCGAAAUAAGUCUCUUAUUUUGAAGUGACAGUCUUUACCAAAAUGGUUGGAAAACUUAAGCAGAACUUGCUAUUGGCAUGUCUAGUGAUCAGUUCUGUGACAGUGUUUUAUUUGGGCCAGCACGCUAUGGAGUGUCACCACCGAAUAGAAGAACGCAGCCAGCCUCUGAGAGUGGAAAAUGUGAGAAGCACAGUGAGAACUGAUUCUAAUGUAAAUGCAAAUAAAACCUUUGCUUACAACAAAGACAUGCCUUUAAUAUUUAUUGGAGGAGUACCUCGAAGUGGCACUACUUUAAUGCGUGCCAUGCUUGAUGCCCAUCCGGAUAUUCGAUGCGGAGAGGAGACAAGGGUAAUCCCGCGAAUUCUGGCUGUUAAGCAGAUGUGGGCUAGAUCAAGCAAAGAGAAAAUCCGACUGGAUGAAGCUGGAGUCACGGAUGAGGUUCUGGACUCAGCCAUGCAAGCCUUUUUGUUGGAAAUCAUUGUGAAACAUGGAGAGCCUGCUCCAUAUUUGUGUAACAAAGAUCCUUUUGCUUUAAAAUCCUUAACUUACCUUGCCAGAAUUUUCCCCAAUGCCAAAUUUCUUCUAAUGGUGCGGGAUGGUCGUGCAUCUGUACAUUCCAUGAUAUCCAGAAAGGUCACCAUAGCUGGGUUUGACCUUAACAGCUACAGGGACUGUUUGACCAAGUGGAAUCGUGCUAUAGAAACUAUGUAUAACCAGUGUAUGGAGGUUGGUUUUGAAAGAUGUAUGCUGGUACACUAUGAACAGCUUGUAUUGCAUCCUGAAAAAUGGAUGAGAACUCUCUUAAAGUUUCUCCGUAUCCCAUGGAACCAAGCAGUGCUGCACCAUGAAGAAAUGAUUGGAAAAGCAGGGGGUGUUUCUCUUUCAAAAGUUGAAAGAUCAACUGACCAAGUAAUCAAGCCAGUCAAUGUGGAAGCACUGUCAAAGUGGGUUGGGAAGAUACCUGCUGAUGUUCUGCAAGAUAUGCCAGUGAUUGCACCUAUGUUAGCAAAGCUGGGCUAUGAUCCGUAUGCCAAUCCACCAAAUUAUGGAAAGCCAGAUCAAAAAGUUCUGGAAAACACAAGGAGGGUCUAUAAAGGUGAAUUUCAACUUCCUGACUUUCUUAAAGAAGUGCCACAGCUGAAGAAGACAGUAGAAAGGAAGUCCCGUGGCAAGAUAAAAUGAACAUGGAUCAGUAAAACUGAACCUAUGGAAUAGAAGAUACAGUGGAUAUUUCUUGCACAGAAGAAAGACUGCUGCCUUUUCAAUAGAAACGAUGCUAUUAAGAACUGUCCCACCGAGAUCAGUGAGGUGUAACUGCUCUUGGCCUGCUUUUUUCCCAGUAUUUUCGCCCCAGUUUCUUUCAUACUGUGUCUUUGUUCAAGACUUUGUUAUUGUGAAAGCAUGUAAACCUGUUUAAGAGGUGGUGGUGGGGAACCUACAUUGAUGUUAAUGUAGUACUGUAUUACAUUUACACAACUAUUUUAAGGUUUUAUAGUGCAAAGCAACACCUGUCUCUGAAAUUGCUAUUCUAUCUAAAUUCCAAACCUCAGUCUCUGGUGUUUUCUUUUCUUUUCUUUUUUUUUCUCCCCUCCUUCCUGUAACAGUUGUGUUAAAUGUAUGAAUCUUUCAACAGAGUCGUCUGUGCUUGUCCUAAAGGAUUUCUGGUGGAACAGUUGUCCGUUUUAUUGACAUGUGGAAAUUGUUAAAUAUCUUUUAUUUAAAAAAAGAGAUGUUGAUAAAUUACAUGUAUAAUUACAAUUUAAUGAUCUUUUGUAUUUUAUUUUUCAAAAUAAAUGCUUUAAAUGUGA
Molecule: messenger RNA, 2251 nt
Organism: Dromaius novaehollandiae (emu)
Lineage: Eukaryota; Metazoa; Chordata; Aves; Casuariiformes; Dromaiidae
Gene: TPST1
Product: tyrosylprotein sulfotransferase 1
Exons: 8
Coding region: 486-1625 (379 amino acids)
Biological process (GO): peptidyl-tyrosine sulfation
Cellular component (GO): Golgi apparatus
Molecular function (GO): protein-tyrosine sulfotransferase activity
Source: RefSeq, a predicted model, not a curated record